This is a messenger RNA of Soboliphyme baturini, 1383 nucleotides long. NCBI's taxonomy places the organism in Eukaryota, Metazoa, Nematoda, Enoplea, Dioctophymatida, Soboliphymatidae. The record is from the annotation of a GenBank genome assembly.
AUGUGGAAAAAGGCAUUGGGCGAUGCUGAGCAACAAGCGUUGAAAGUUUUCGCUCGUAACUAUCGUCAGCUGCUGCUGACUCCGCCAUUGAAGGACUGCGUAAUUUUAGGCAUCGACCCGGGUUUUCGACACGGGUGCAAAUACGCAUUCAUCUCUGCUUUAGGCAUUAUUCUUAACACUGGCGUGUUUUAUCUUCCUCAAGUCAACCAUUGUGCGAAACAAGACAACACUGCGAUCAACCAGUUGAUCAGUUUUGCCGUAGAUGCUCGUUGCGAGAAGAUCGGCAUUGGCAAUGGAACGGCAUGCCGUGAAACGGAAUGCUUCAUUGCGUCUUUGAUUAACAGCGGUGCCUUCAGGCCGUAUGAAGUACAGUACUGGUGCGAAGGUGCUUCACCACAUGACCAGCGUUCGUCUCAUGGUCUUUAUUUCAGCAUCGUCGACGAAUCGGGUGCUUCGAAGUACAGCAUUUCACCGGAAGCGGUCAGCGACAUGCCGCAGCUCGAUCCGUGCUUAAGAAGCGCAGUGUCAAUUGCGCGCAGGUUGCAGGACCCCCUGUCAGAGUACGUCAAAAUCGACCCAGGCCACGUUGGAGUCGGCAUGUAUCAGGUACGAAGAGAUUUUCUGCCCAUGCGGCUAAUCUGGUCAUGUCACCUUGUGCUCAUUUUCAAGCACGAUAUUUCUGAUCGACUGCUUCGCGAAGCGUUGAACUCGGUCGCUGAGGAGUGCGUCAGUUUCGUUGGCGUUGACGUGAACACUUGUUCGAAAAGCAUACUCUGCCACGUGGCCGGUCUGAACAAGCGACAAGCUCAGGAGAUCAUCAACUAUCGCGAAAAGAAGGGCCCGUUCGUCUGCCGAGAGCAGCUGCUUGCAGUCCCCAGCAUCGGGCCGUUCACCCAUCAACAGUGUAUCGGUUUUUUACGCGUGUUCUGCAAUGAACGGUUUAAUCCAGAACCGAUGCCGGUCGUUGCUGAGUGCAGCCGAAAACGAAAAGUCACCGGCGACGCAAAAUGGUCAAAAUCUAAAAAGUCAAAGCUGAGCUACGCGGUAGAUGUAUUCGAUCGCACAGCUGUCCAUCCGGAGUCAUACGGCGUCGCCGAAAAAUUGCUCGCCAGCAUCGGGAUGCAAAAGAGUGACAUGUUCAGCGACGAAUUACGACAGAAACUGAAACACCUCGUUAUUGCUAUCAUCGUUUUUUUAGCUUUCGAAAAGCCGCUCUUCAAAAAGGAUGUCAUCUCAGUAUCAAAUGUACGCGUUGGCGACGUACUGACCGGUCGAGUGAAAAACGUGACCGACUUCGGAGUAUUCGUCGAUGCCGGCUUGGAAUUCAGUGGCCUGGUACCGAUCUCGAAGAUGAAAAACAGGGAAUUUACGGUAUGUUUUUAA